AUGUUUCGUGGCCCGAUACAAGCCCACUCGUACAUCGGAGCUCUCCCAGUUGAGCUUCUCGACAUCAUUUUCAAGGAGUUGUGCUACAUGUUGCCUAAACGAGAACCCAAGACCCAACUUCUGAAGCAGCUUGCUUCGGUCUGUCGGUUCUGGAGCAAUACGCUAUCUUUGAACCCAUCAUUUUGGACGUCAAUCCUCAUCAUCGUUGGUAAAACACCGACUACAUUGGCGGAUGUUCACAUGCAUUUGUCUCUGUCCGGAAACCAACUACUAGACAUCCACUUUCUUGGUCGGGGUAUUUUCCACUCGCCUGCGGACGAAACGUCUCAAGUUGCGAAGUUCAUGAUCCUCCUACGCCCUCACAUCUCUCGAUGGAGAAGUUUCAACGCACGAUUACACCAUCAGGAAGCAUUACCUUGGCCUGGGAUCGACAUACUUGGUCGCGCUCCGAAGCUUACUCGGCUCUAUCUCAAGUCUCGUGAGCCGGACGACGAGGGUUGUAACCCUAUCCAAUAUCUAAUGGAAGGCUUUUUGAUCGCACCUUCCCUAAAAGAACUCCAUGUCGAUGGCUUCAUAUUCAAGAACACCUACCUUGAAAAGCCGAAGCUAUUGGCAUCGGUGACAUCGGUCUCCAUCUCGCAUUUCGCCAUGUAUCACGAACCAACAAUGUCUCUUGACGGCCUGAUUAAAUGCUUGCACGCUCUCCCUAGACUGCAGUCCCUGACGCUUUCAUGUGUCGAAUUAAUCUGCAGGGAGGACGCUGAACCGCUCAUGCACGCGUUCCGCCCAAAAUCCAUUACGUUCCGUUGCAUAGAGCGCUACGUGCUGAACGAGUUCUUUCGUCUUAUCAACGCACGCGCACCCAGGGAGCUGGCAUUUAUUCGCUGCGACAUUCCUAACCCGAGUAUUAUGCGUUUGGAGAAUGUCUCCGUCCUAAACAUCCAGGACGAAUGGUCGUCUGAAUCCGUCUUAAUGGACUACCUCCUCCGCUUCAACGGUAGACGUUUGCGACUUGCCGAUAGCUCCAAGUUUGGCCCUCGCGAGCUCGAAGCGUUGUCCUGCGAGCAGCCCUCUGGACAGUGGGUGUGCCCAUACAUCACUCAGCUCCUCAUCGACUACUGCGCGCAGUGUACAAGUGCCAACAUCCGCCGUAUGGUUGAAGCGCGUAACACAACGUAUGCCAUGUCCGGAUACGCUCAACGUUCAGAUCCUCACUUCAAAGUCCACCCUAUCCAGUUCAUGGCGAUCUACAAUUGUGGUGUCCUCGAUCCAGCUGACAAAGAGUGGUUCAAUGCGAAUGUUAUACAUGCUAUCUGGGACGAUUGGGAUGGUGGAUAUGGCGAGUACGAUUAG
Fibroporia radiculosa is the source of this 1353-nucleotide messenger RNA. RefSeq lists its product as uncharacterized. Lineage: Eukaryota; Fungi; Basidiomycota; Agaricomycetes; Polyporales; Fibroporiaceae. Gene Ontology annotation, molecular function: protein binding. The transcript is spliced from 2 exons. The record is from RefSeq and is a predicted model, not a curated record. The coding region runs from base 1 to 1353 and encodes 450 amino acids.